This is a messenger RNA of Condylostylus longicornis, 1609 nucleotides long. RefSeq names its product glycine receptor subunit alpha-2 (gene HisCl1). The record is from RefSeq and is a predicted model, not a curated record. Gene Ontology annotation, biological process: chloride transmembrane transport; regulation of membrane potential; chemical synaptic transmission. Bases 230 to 1450 code for a protein of 406 amino acids. The transcript is spliced from 7 exons. Gene Ontology annotation, cellular component: neuron projection; synapse; membrane. Gene Ontology annotation, molecular function: neurotransmitter receptor activity; chloride channel activity; extracellular ligand-gated monoatomic ion channel activity. Lineage: Eukaryota; Metazoa; Arthropoda; Insecta; Diptera; Dolichopodidae.
UAGUAAUAAUAAUAAUAAUAAUAAUAAUAAAAAUAAUAUAAGUAAUAGUAAUAACAAUAAUAAAAAUAACAACAACAAUAAUAAAAAUAAUAUUAAUAAUAAUAAUAAUAAUAAUAAUAGCACAGAUAAUAAUAAUAGUGAUUCUAAUACAAAAAUCGAAAAUAAAAAUAUAUUAUAUAAUAAUAGAAAUAAGCGGUAUAAAGUUCAUUGCUUAUAUCAAUUUACUUUUAUGAUAAUAAUAUUUUUAAAUUUUAUAAAUAUUGUUAGUUGUGGUCAUGGUUAUAGAAAUAAUACAGAAAGUGCUGAGCUUGUAUCGAAUUAUGAGCAAAGUUUAUCGUUACCAGAUAUUCUGCCAAUACCAUCUAAAACUUAUGAUAAAAAUCGUGCACCAAAAUUAUUAGGGCAACCAACAGUUGUUUACUUUCAUGUAACAGUUUUGUCACUAGAUUCAAUUAAUGAAGAGUCUAUGACUUAUGUUACUGAUAUAUUUUUGGCUCAAAGUUGGAGGGAUCCAAGAUUACGUUUACCAGAAAAUAUGAGUGAAGAAUAUAGAAUAUUAGAUGUUGAUUGGUUACAUAGUAUAUGGAGGCCAGAUUGUUUUUUUAAAAAUGCUAAAAAAGUUACAUUUCAUGAAAUGAGCAUACCAAAUCACUACUUAUGGCUAUAUCACGACAAAACUUUACUUUAUAUGUCAAAGCUUACUUUAGUAUUGUCAUGUGCAAUGAAAUUCGAAUCAUAUCCACAUGAUACUCAAAUCUGUUCAAUGAUGAUUGAAAGUUUAUCACAUACUGUUCAAGAUCUUGUAUUCAUUUGGAAUAUGACAGAUCCAUUAGUGGUUAAUUCCGAAAUUGAACUGCCUCAGCUUGAUAUAUCAAAUAAUUAUACAACAGAUUGUACUAUUGAAUAUUCUACGGGAAAUUUUACAUGUUUAGCAAUCGUAUUUAAUUUAAAACGUCGUCUUGGUUAUCAUUUAUUUCAUACAUAUAUACCAUCGGCAUUAAUUGUUGUUAUGUCGUGGAUAUCAUUUUGGAUAAAACCAGAAGCUAUACCGGCACGUGUGACAUUAGGUGUAACAUCAUUAUUAACAUUAGCAACACAAAAUACACAAUCGCAACAAUCUUUACCACCUGUUUCAUAUGUUAAAGCAAUCGAUGUAUGGAUGUCAUCAUGUUCUGUAUUUGUAUUUUUAUCAUUAAUGGAAUUUGCUGUUGUAAAUAAUUAUAUGGGACCAGUUGCAACAAAAGCAAUGAAAGGUUAUUCAGAUGAAGAUAUUCAUGAAGCAGAUGAUUUAAAAGGAACUGGUGUACAUCGAGAAUCAAUUUUAGUGCCGCAAUAUGAUACUUUCUGUCAUGGAAGGGAGACAGCAUUAUAUAUUGAUAAAUUUUCAAGAUUUUUCUUUCCUUUUUCAUUUUUUAUAUUAAACAUUGUGUAUUGGUCAACUUUUCUAUGAUUUUGUUUUUCUGUUUACUUAAUUUGGUUUUGUUUGUUUUUUCUUAUUUUAUUUAUUUUAUACAAUAUAUAGGUACUUAUUAACCUAUAUAAUGAGAAUAAAUUUAUUAAUGUAAGAAAAAAUCUAAAGAAAAAUGUUUUCAUAAAUAAAGUAUUGCAU